Molecule: messenger RNA, 6925 nt
Organism: Pseudonaja textilis
Lineage: Eukaryota; Metazoa; Chordata; Lepidosauria; Squamata; Elapidae
Gene: PALM
Product: paralemmin
Biological process (GO): regulation of cell shape
Cellular component (GO): plasma membrane
Source: RefSeq, a predicted model, not a curated record
ACACACACACAUAUCCAUCCCACACUCGCCCAUAAUACCCAAGGCUUCGCAUCCUCGGCUCGCACAGCCCAUCCGCUCGGGACGGUAACCAACGCCGGAUGGGAUGUGGAGUCGUCAGGUGCAGCCGUCACCGCCACCUUCUCUGACGGCCUCUGGAAAUCAGAGCUCUUGACGAGGAGGAGGGGAAGGAGGAGGAGGAGGAGGAGGAGGAGGAGAGGAAGAUUAAUCCCGCUAAACCGGCUCUUUCCCCCCUCCCUUUUCUUGCACCUUGCAAGACCGCCAGACUGCCGGGAGUAGCCGAGGGGAGCACCGCGGAGUCCUGAAAAAUGGAGAUCAUCGAAACAAGCACGAUUCAGCAGGAGAGGCUCCAGGCUAUUGCAGAAAAGAGAAAACGCCAAACGGAGAUUGAAAACAAACGGCGACAGUUAGAAGAUGACAGGCGCCAGUUACAGCACUUAAAGUCAAAGGCCCUGCGAGAGAGAUGGCUGCUGGAAGGAGCUCCAUCAUCCACAGCUGAAGAGGGUGAAGCCACAAAGAAGCUGAUGGAGGAGGACAACUUGAAGGCCAAGGAACUGGAAGAGAACAUCCAGAGGUUGGAGAAAGAAUUGGAACAACUGGAAAAUGGCAUCUCGGCAUCUUCCACCAAAGAGAACAUGGCUGAGGAAACAACCAGAGUGGUGGUCAAGGAAGAGAAGCUACCCCACACGCCGAAGACUUCUCUAGGCUCAGCCAAAGCAGACAACAAAGUCUCCAACAGUCCCAUAAAAGUGGUGGAAGGCAAAGGCAGCGGCUUGAUGAAAGCAGCUAUGUACUCUGUAGAGAUCACUGUGGAGAAGGACAAACUCACAGGGGAGACCAAAGUCCUGUCCAGCACCACUAGACUACCCAAAGAGAACUCAGUUCAGGGAGUCAAAGUGUACGAGGACGAGCUGAAAGUGGUCCAUGCAGUCCGUACCGAAGAUGGGGCUAUUGAGAAUGGCGUCCACCAGCUCAGCUCAUCCGAAGUGGAUGAGCUCAUCCAUAAGGCCGAUGAAGUGACCCUGAGUGAAGUCUCUGAGAAGGUUGCCAAAGAGGCCCAAAGCAAUCUCCCAAGCCAGAAGGUCACCCCUCGGAAGGAAAUCACAGGGGUGCAGGCUAAACCAGUGGAGAGCCCAAAGCUUGGGGGCGAUGGCCCAGAGCCUAGCAAAGAACAACCCGUCACCAUGAUCUUCAUGGGGUACCAGAAUGUGGAAGACGAAAAUGAGACCAAAAAGGUGCUGGGGCUUGAAGGAGAGCAAAUCAAGGCCGAGCUGGUGGUGAUAGAAGAUGCUGAGAAUAAACCAGCAGGAGGCCACACACCAGAACACGCCCCACCUAAUGGCAGCGCGAUGGAACCCUUGCCUCAGAAGGAGGAAAACCAAGUUGGAGCACAGCCAUCAGCCAAUGACACGGACCCCAAAGGAGCAGACCAGGAUCUUGACAUGAAGAAACAGCGUUGUAAAUGCUGCUCGGUUAUGUAAGAGGCCCCUGCCAAGCCCCUCCCUCAACUGUACAGCCAAUCAGGACUGCCUUUUCCCAUCAUUCUCACCUGGACACCUUGACUCCGCCUCUCCAGUUACCUUCUCAAUUCUACAAAGGUCUGAGUUCAAAGUGUUGCUAUUUUUACUUAACAAGAUGUGCUCUUUGCAUCCCCCAAGGAUGUUUUUCCCCUUUAUUUUCAAAAGCGACUGGAGGAAUAUAAGUGCAGUGCUGGUGAAAUCAUGUAAAAUAGCCAACAAUGACACUAAGUUGCCAGUCUGAUUUUUUUUCCUGCCUCCAUUAACUCUUUUAUUCAUUAUUUCAUAAAGGAACAGACCCAAAAUUUAAUGUUAGGUCAAUCAGUCCAGUCCCUUUUCUUUCUUUUUGGGGCAUUUUAAAUUGUAAUGGUUGAAUAAACCUGGAGACCUUUUGAUUAGAAAUGAAAAAGAGUGAAUGCCUCUCCCCCAGUUCAGGCCUGUUUCUAUUUUCUGAAAUGUUUGAAAAAGAAAAUUAAUUGAUCAAGAAAGGAGACUCACCAUUCUUGGCUUCCUCUUGAAAUUUCUGAAUCUUUUGAAAUCCAGUUAGCUUUGAUAUCUUCCAAAGUCCUUCACAUCCUAAUUUCCUUAAGGAUACUGGUGACAAAAAUCGUCUACAGUGGGAAUGUGAAGAUCAGAAAACAAUCAAGCAAACCAAGUUUUUCACAAGUUUUAAAAAUAGGUCAACUCAUUUUUUUGUGUGCACCACAGAACUUGGCCCUGAACCAAAGCAUCCAGAUGUUGGAAACUGGUUUCGCCUCCAAAACAAUUCCAUGACAUCUUCCCAAGAAUUUAUUGGCCUUUCCAUCCUGUUGAUUGCAGGAGCUUCGACAAGGAUGUAAUUGUUGAGCUUUAAAGCUCUGAAAAAGAAAAACUGGGUUGAUUUUGUAUGGGUUUCCCCCCCCCCCUCCCAAAUGCCAUGAUGGACUAUAAGACUCUAGGGCUAUGGUUCAUGUCCAAGUAAACUUUAUGAUUCAGUGAGCAAUCCCGGUUGAUGAUAAGAAUUAUUGACGCUAAAUGUAUAUUUUGUGGCUGCUAGACCAGUCUUCCCCAACCUAGGAUUUACCCAUUGGACCAUUUUUGGCUACAGAUGAGGGAAACUGUCAUCUAAAACAUUUGAAGGGCAACUAGAUUGGGAAAAGAUAUGAUGGAUUCGGUCAGUGGAACAGAGAGCUCUGCCAGGUGCUCAGCAUCAGACAAUGUACCUGCAAAUAGUUAAGAGUAAGAGGUAGAAGAACAGCCUAAUGAAAGCCCCAGAUUAGACUGAUGGAGGAAUGGGAGGGUCACAGGCUUCCCUGAUGGAAGAGGCAAUAUGCAUUUAAAACCAACAGUAAGCAAAGAUACAGGAUGGGAUAUCAUUUGGAGGCAAAAAGGAGAAAUUCUCAGCCAUUGGCACACAGUGAAUAAUAGUGAAACAGUAGAAGAGAUAGAAUUGGUGCUAGCCAACUGGCACCAUGGUUCCUGAUAAGCUGCAUCAGAGAGUAAGGUCUCUGAUAUCAAUUUGGGGGGUUGGCAUUGUUCUGAGAAUACUUCCUCCUCUCUGCUUCCCCUUUAAGUUUUUAAGGGGAAAAGUGCUGUUGACACUUAGAUAUUUAACAAGUCUUCCCUUCCCUCCUUCUUAUCUCUAUCUGGGUUCUUCAGUUCAAAGCUGCUUCACAAACAUUUCUUCUAAUUUGUGGUGGCUGGAAUUUUUGGAGAAGAGGUGUAUCAAAUUCAAAAGGUGCUGACUAUCUCAUUUCCUAGAAUCUUGCCACAGAUCUCGGCUUCCAUUGCUGAGAUGUUACAACUUGAAUUGCCAAAGUAAAUGGUUCCACCUCAGCUACUGAGACAAAUAACAUAAGUAGCAUUGGGGUUUUACUGGAGCUACCUUUUCUGAACUUGCACCCCCCAAUUUGUAUGGAGUCAAUAGCUUCCAGGGCUCCCAGCUUGCAAAGAUCUGCCAACCAAAAUUCUGGGAGAUGUAGUAUCAUGAUAAGUGGAGGUUCCAGAUUGUGGAAGGUUUAUCCCAUAUAUACAAAAUCAAAGGCAACAUAUACGCAAAUCUCCGUAUAUAUGCAUCUGUAUAAAAUCUCCAGGGUAAUCAUCCUUCUGGCCAUGAUCAUACCUAGUUAAUAGGGCAUCUUAAUUUCUCUUUUCCUUAACUAAGAUACAUGGAUUGGCCUUGCUUUCUAAGCUAUUCCCCAGCUUAGACCCCAGGUUUAUGCUGGUCAACUGUCCAUAGGGCAUCACUGAGCAGUUUCAUAACUGCACUUCCUGUUGUUCUGCUCCUUCUUAGAUUAUCAGCACUGCUUUCUUUUCAAUAAUGUGACUCAAAGCUCUAAGAUGGAUGAUCUUUGAAAAGAUAGAAUAGGGUUCAAGGAUGGAGUCAAGAAACAUCAGCUCCACCCCAAUUCAGCUGAAAGCAAGAUUUCCACUGAGCCUUUUAAAGCAUGAUUUGCUGAAAAGGUGAAAGAUAAGGUUCUAGCAAUCUCAACAAAUUUCACUUUAGAGCCAAAUUCAUCUUUCGGGUUGUUCGGAUAGAGACUUUCUCAUUUGGGGUUUUUUUUUGGGGGGGGGGGGUUGUAAAUUGAUGAGCCCCUUCCAGAUAAUUGAAAAGUAUAUAUAAUCAUUUUCAAAGCAUCUCCUGAAUCUUUCCCAAGCUCUGAACAAACCAUUGCAUCAGUUUUUCAAAAUAUUACAGCUUCCAAAUGUGUCAGGAUCCACAACAUCUCCACAAACCCAUACAAGUCCCAGGAGCAGGCCUUGACAACUCUUCCUUGGACCUGAUGGAAAAGCAGUGAAGAAACUUACGUGGUGGAGAAGACUCCCUAUGCUCAUAAGGGCGUUUCCAAUAAGACCUUGCAAGGGUUUUUUUUUAUCCCAAAACACUAGAAUCCUACAGAUCAGUGUCCAAGAAUUUUAGAAUUUUGGAGUAUGUUCCCCAUUCCAAUCACCCCAGCAGUAUUGAGAUUUGUGACAGACAGGCUGGUCAAAUGAAAUCUGAUAUUAUAGAUGCAAUGUUAGGGUUCCAAGUUAAGCCAUUUUGAGGACACAUCCUUGCAUUGACCAAAAGAACGUGGAAGAAGAGUUUUCCAUAAUGAUAUUCAAACGUCUUCCAUCUGUGUUCCUAAAAUGCAUCCGUGCAAAGUUUUAAGGCAGAGAGCAGUCACUGGGUGAGCUGCUUUUGCACAUUUCUGCUUGGCUUGACAAUCAUAUUUUUCUGAAGGAAGUCAUCCUGUUAUCUUUCUUCUCCCAUGUUCUGCUUCCUUAUUUUCCUGUAACUAACAAAACAGCAGACGUAUUGGAAGAAGCCAUGCAGAGAUGCCCUUUCACCAGAGAUGUUGGGCAAGGAUCAAACUUGAACCUUUUGCCUGUACAAUGAGCUCCUCCUAAUUCAAAUGAUUUGUCCGUUGUGAUCAGGCAUAUCCACAGUAGCCCUAAUAUUAACCAGCCAAUUGAAUCUGGAAGCUUUGACAUUCAAAGCAUAGGCUUUCUUGUUGAGUGAUGGGUGUUCUUCAAAUUCACUUUCUUUAAAAAGGUCCUAAUUUUGCAAACCUUGAUGAAAUGUUGAAGGCAAUCUUAAAGAGGAAGGAGCAAGAUUCCAUGGUUUGGCCAUUAUGUACCACCUCGCCUGCAGCUAAACCUUAGAGAUGGAGAAGGAAUUCUCCAUUCCGGCAUUGAGAUGAUCAGCAUCUAAGAAUGUGAUAUGAGUUACUUUUGAGGGCAAAUCACAGAACUGGGACCGAUGCAGAAAUCACAGCACUAAUACAGGUGAGCUUUCUACAACAUUUGUAUGGAUUUUCACUUAUAUAGUUGGGGCUCCAUAUGAUAAUGUAGGCAAUUAAAAAAUAGAGAUGGGGACUGAGCUGCUUCUGCUAUGUCAUUUAGAACAGUAUUUCUGGCUGGGGAAUUUUGGGAGUUGAAGUCCAUGCAUCUUAAAAGUUGCCAAGCUUGAGAAACACUGCAUUAGAGCUUGGUCAUUUGCAUUUGAUCAGUGCCAGACAAUAAUCCACAUCUGGACUAUGCCUUAUUUUAAUUCCUAUUUUUCCCUCUCUCCCUCUGGAUAAAAAACUACCUUUGCAUUUCCAAAUGGGUGAGAGAUUGGGGAUGGAGAUCAAGAAAAUAAUAUUUAAAAGCUCAAAAAAUAUUCCAUUGGUAGUUAUAAUGAAGGGACAUGAUUAUGCUAAUUGAAUUGUAAAGAAAUUCCUUGGAAUUUCCUUGAAGCUGGAUUCAACCAAUCUCCGUGGUUGGGCAAGGCUGGUUGUGCUUAAAAAGUUAUCGUGUAUUACUCUGUUACAAUAAAACUGAAUUAUCCUGCAUAAUAAAUACAAUGUAUGGGUGGCAAAAGAGGGUGUUUAAAAAUGAGAGAUCGAGAAUUGUGCGGUGGAGUGGAGGAAAUCCCCUUUCAAGAGAUUCUGGGAAUCCCUUCAAAUUUGGUGGGUCUAUGAUACGAAUCCAUUCUUCCAGGGAAAGAGAAAUCCAUUAAUGCCUCCUUGCCAAAUUUCCCUAUUUGACAUGAAAAGCUGGAAGAGGUGAACCCCAUGACUUCCAAGCCAAGGAAAGACUGUGUGUUGUCUCCAGACUUUCUGCUCAAGCUGCCAUUAUUUUUUUGGCUCUGGACUCAACAGCCCAUUGUUGUAGUUGUGACUUGGAAACUAGUCCUUAGACCUUCUGUUCUCCAGGUGUGUCACCUCAUCUGCUCAACGGGCUUCUGAAAACAUACAGCUUUCCAACCAACCCAUCAUGUUGUCAACGGUCAGCUCACAAGCCAAAAGACCCCGCCUGCACACUAUUGGCAUAAAGAUUUUGGCACUUUGUGGAGACAUCACUUGGGAGUCUUCUCUGUAAUGGACAAGGGGCAGUCUUCAAAAGCUCUCAACAUCUCAAGCUGGGCCAUUGGGAAGGCCCUGAACAUCAGCAUCUCCAGCAACCAAUCUCCAUCAGCAAUGUCUUCUUUCCUCCUCUACUCAACAAUGAUCUUCAUCUGGGUUGUUUGACCCAAGACAAACAGCAGCAAACACUCCUACCUGGAUUUCUCUGAAGCUGAGAACAUCUGUCAAGGGGACUGAAGGAGAAUCAUGGAAUGAAGAGGCUAUCAGGUGCUGCUUCAGAGAUUCUGGUGCUGGUGCAGUUAAACCCCCUUCCCCACUUUUUCUCCCCCACAACCCAGUCUCUGUCUCAUGUGUAUGACAUGGUGAUGAUAACCUUUGUGCGCCCAGUUCUCCACUGUUAAUUCCUUUCAUAUUCUUUGGCUCGCAGAAGUGCACUUCCCCCUUUCUCCCAAGCUUUUCAAACAUCAUGGCCAACUGUUUGAAGAUCUACCUUAAAUACACCCCGCCACACACAUGCACACUUCUCUGUUGUUUGUUUGUAAUAUACUGGAACAGAGCAAAUAAAAAGUGUGAAUCAUCUGG